Messenger RNA from Pogonomyrmex barbatus (red harvester ant), 1284 nucleotides. RefSeq names its product inositol monophosphatase 1. Gene Ontology annotation, molecular function: inositol monophosphate 1-phosphatase activity. NCBI's taxonomy places the organism in Eukaryota, Metazoa, Arthropoda, Insecta, Hymenoptera, Formicidae. The record is from RefSeq and is a predicted model, not a curated record. Gene Ontology annotation, biological process: phosphatidylinositol phosphate biosynthetic process; signal transduction; inositol metabolic process.
CGCUGAUUGUCGCGUUGCGUUACCAUGUUAGUGUGAAGUUAUUUAAAAAUCACGGAGAUUAGCGGAUGCGAUGACAUCCAAGCAAGCUGCCGUGCAUUCCUCAGUAUUCCUCAGCACAUUACUAUGUCGACAAGUACCGAUACGAAAAGAUUCAAGUGAAUUCGCUGAGGGGUCAUUUGUGACGCGCAAGCGCAUGUAUAACGAAAUUCCGUCUACAGGCUGUAUAGUGAAGAGAAAGCUUUCGAAAGUACUUCUUAUUGUUUCUUACGCAAAAUAAAUCAUGUCGAAUGUUGACGAGUGUUAUAUCGAGAUUUUGCAACUUGUGAAGCGAGCUGGCUCGAUAAUUAAGGAAAAGAUUUUUCAACGCAAAGAUGUGCUUACAAAAUCAUGCGACGUUGACUUAGUUACAGAAUGGGAUCAAAAGAUAGAGAAACUUUUAAUCGAUGGCAUAUCGUCCAAAUAUCCCGACCAUAGAUUUAUCGGCGAAGAGAGCACUGCUUCAGAUCAGAAGAUAAAAUUAACAGAUGUUCCGACGUGGGUAAUUGAUCCUAUCGACGGCACGAUGAAUUUCGUUCACGGUUUACCGCACACGUGCAUCUCAGUUGCGUUGCUUAUUAAUAAAAUAACGGAAAUAGGAGUAGUGUAUAAUCCUAUCUUGGAGCAGCUUUUUACUGCUCGCAAAGGUCAGGGUGCUUUUCUCAAUGGCGCUCCGAUUCAUGUAUCUGACGAAAAGGAAUUGAAUAAGGCACUGGUAAUGGUAGAGAUAGGAACCAGCAGAGAUCCAGAGAAAUUGAAAAUAGUUUCACAAAAUAUAACGCUCCUUACAGCACGAGUUCAUGGAAUACGAUCAUUCGGUUCGGCAGCUCUGAAUAUGUGCAUGGUUGCUCUCGGUGGAGCUGACGUUUCUUUUGAAUUUGGUAUACAUGCGUGGGACAUCGCAGCCGGAGAUCUUAUUGUUCGAGAAGCUGGCGGGGUGUCAAUAGACCCAGCUGGAGGCCCAUUUGACAUGAUGAGUAGAAGAACAUUAUGCGCAUCAUCAAUGGAGUUAGCUCAACAAUUUUCCAAAAUAUUAAUCCAGUAUUAUCCAGAGCGAGAUUAAAAAACUUCAAAGUUUUAUACGGAAAAUCAUAUUUCUAUAGAAAUGAAAAAUUAUAUCUCUAGAUUCCAAAUUACAUUAUUAAAAAGUAAGUAUUGCCUAAAAGAAAAACGAUGUAAAUUCAAAUUAUGUGAUUGUAAAAUAGAUGUAUUAUUGGGUAUAUAAUUUUAUUAAAUUUUUUCAAAAAA